Messenger RNA from Entrophospora candida, 594 nucleotides. Lineage: Eukaryota; Fungi; Glomeromycota; Glomeromycetes; Entrophosporales; Entrophosporaceae. The record is from the annotation of a GenBank genome assembly.
AUGAACAAACGAUUGAUUGUGGAAAAUGCACUUUUACCUUCUUUAUAUGAUAAUAAAAACUUAGAAAUAAGAUUAUCUUAUUGGAAACCUGAUACUAAUUAUGAUGAUAAUAAUAUUGACAUUGGUCAAAAUUCACAGACUGUUAAAGGUGUUACUAUUUCACAUCCUUACGGACCUUUAGGAGGAGAUUUUCACAACAAUGUUGUAAGAACUGUUGAAGAUUUCUUUCUUAGAAAAGGCUAUCUUACCAUUGCUUUUAAUUUCAGAGGUUCCGGAAAAUCAGCUGGUAGAACAAGCUGGUCUGGUGAGCCAGAAUGUUACGAUUACAAAACAAUUGUAGAAUUUUUAUUGAAUUCAGGGAAACUUGGAAAUAAAACAAUAGCUGUUGGGCCCAAAGUUUUAUUUGUUUAUGGUGAUUCUGAUCAAUUUACUAAUGUUGGUAAGUACAGAAGGUGGAUACAAGAAAAUAAAUUAUUGGAAAAUAAGAAUUGGACAGUGAAAGAAUUGACAGAUGCUGACCAUUUUUUUGCUUCACAAAGAAUGGAAUAUGAAUUAGUUGGAGCAAUUGAUGAAUGGAUCGAAAAAAAAAAUUGA